Molecule: messenger RNA, 4930 nt
Organism: Lethenteron reissneri (Far Eastern brook lamprey)
Lineage: Eukaryota; Metazoa; Chordata; Hyperoartia; Petromyzontiformes; Petromyzontidae
Product: T-box transcription factor T-like
Biological process (GO): heart morphogenesis; cell fate specification; positive regulation of DNA-templated transcription
Cellular component (GO): chromatin; nucleus
Molecular function (GO): DNA-binding transcription factor activity, RNA polymerase II-specific; RNA polymerase II cis-regulatory region sequence-specific DNA binding
Source: RefSeq, a predicted model, not a curated record
AGCAGCGGCAUCAUCAUCAGCGGCAGCAGCAGCAUCAUAAUCAUCAGCAGCAGCAGCGGCAUCAUCAUCAGCGGCAGCGGCGGCAUCGUCAGCGACAGCAGCGGCAUCAUCGUCAGCAGCAGCAGCGGCAUCAUCAUCAGCAGCAGCAGCAUCAUCAGCAGCAGCAGCGGCAUCAUCAUCAUCAGCAGCGGCAUCAUCAUCAUCAUCAUCUGCGGCAGCAGCAGCGGCAUCAUAAGUAGCGGCAUCAUCAUCAGCAGCAGCAGCGGCAUCAUCAUCAGCAGCAGCAUCAUCAUCAUCAGCAACGGCAGCGGCGGCAUCGUCAGCGAUGAGCUCCGCCGGCGAUCUGAGCGCCGAGGCGGCGGCGGUGGCCGCGGCGUCGUCCCCGCGCCUCGAGCACCUCCUGAGCGCCGUGGAGCGCGAGUCGCGCGCGGGCAGCGAGAAGGGCGACCCCACGGAGCGCGAGCUGCGCGUGGCGCUCGAGGAGCGCGAGCUCUGGGAGAGGUUCAGCGAACUCACCAACGAGAUGAUCGUCACCAAGGCGGGCAGGCGAAUGUUCCCCGUGAUCAAGGCGUCCGUGUCCGGCCUCGACCCGAACGCCAUGUACUCCCUGCUGCUGGACUUCUGCGCGGCCGACGCCCACCGCUGGAAGUACGUGAACGGCGAGUGGGUGGCGGGCGGCAAGCCUGAGCCGCAGCCGCCCAGCUGCGUCUACAUCCACCCGGACUCGCCCAACUUCGGGGCGCACUGGAUGCGCGCGCCCGUCUCCUUCUGCAAGGUCAAGCUCUCCAACAAGAUGAACGGCAGCGGGCAGAUAAUGCUCAACUCGCUGCACAAGUACCAGCCCCGCAUCCACAUCGUGCGCGUCGGCGGCGCCCAGCGCCUCGUCACGAGCCACGCGUUCCCCGAGACGCGCUUCAUCGCCGUCACCGCCUACCAGAACGAGGAGAUCACUUCGCUGAAAAUUCGACACAAUCCUUUUGCCAAGGCGUUUCUGGAUGCGAAGGAAAGUGCGGCGUGUUCCUACAGGAGUGACCCGCUGAAGGACGGCGUCGGAGACGUGGCGGAUAUUCAGCAGUCCGGAUACGCGUCCCUGGGCGGCUGGUUCCUGCCGACUGCGCCCACCUCGUCCCACCACCAGCAGUUCCCCGGGGGUCUCGCGCUCUCCGCUCACCACGCGACCGCGGGCUGCGAGCGAUUCUCCUCGCUCCGCUCGCACCGCGCGGCGCCCUACCCCAGCCCCUACCGCAGCUCCUCGCCCACCUCAGCCUACGUGGACGUCUCCUCCGGCGGGGGGCUCCCUCUGUUCCCCGCGCACGAGGGCUGGUCCAGCCUGCAGGUGGGGGGGCCCGGCGGGGCCACCACCUCGGCGCCGGUGCCCAGCCAGUACCCCAGCCUGUGGUCCGUGAGCAACAACAGCCUCUCCCCGGCGCAGCAGCAGUCCGGCCCCACCGCAGGCCUCCCCGUGCCGUUCUUCCGCGGCGGUGGCGGCGGCGCCUCCUCCUCCUCCCCGUACGGGCAGAGUCACGGCGGGGGCCCCCCUGCCGUGUCGCCCUACGACAGCGUCGGCGGCCACCACCACCACCACCACAGCUCCGAGCUGGCGGGAACCGGCCACCCCCUCUCCUCGUCGUCGUCCUCGUCGUCCGCCUCCUCCUCCUCCUCCAUCAUCCCCGUGUCGUCCACCAUCGCCGUGGGGCUCCCCGACUCGCACUACGACGCUCAGGCCCACCAAAGGCUCAUGUCGCCCGCCUGGGCUUCGCUGUCUCCGGCGACGCUGCAGUAGUCCACGCUCGCCGGCGCCACCGACCCGGAGGAACUUGAGCCGCGAUGCCCGUGAACUUGGGGGCCGGCCUUCGGUUUUGAACGACUGCGCGACGAGCCGCCGUCGUUCAAACCAGCAGCGGUUGUUUCACCGAGAUUUGGGCGAUGAAAUCGAUGACGACGGUUUGCAUCAGGCCCACGUGCACCGAACGGUCCGGGGCGUCCGACGGGAGGGCCCGCUUACAGGACACAGGAGAGCAAGUGGAGGAAGCGUUCCCGUGGCAUCAUCCCCAGCCACCACCCCCCUCCACCCAAGGGACGCGCUCCCUCGUCUCGCGCGAGGCGAUGCACUGGCGACUCGGCACCCACGGCGAGUUCCCGAUGCGUUUCUGGGAGAAACGAUUCAAAGAAAGGAGACAUUUUAAUGGAAUUUUAAAAGCAUUCGCAAAUGUUGUUGGGUUUACACGAGAACGCAUAUAUAUAUAUCUCGGCAAAAUGCACAUGUGCUUGCAGUGUUAUGCAAAAGACAAAGAUUUCCUGUUAUCGCUUUUGACGGACCGUUGGGGCAAGUGGUGUUAGCGAGUGGCACCGAUGAAGGCCGGCACGGCACACGAGGAGGCGGGUGGCCAGCACCACGCCCCCUUUGUCUCCCCGAGUGCCGAUAUUUACAUAUCGCUCCAAGUACUCAUUUGAGGCUGAAUCUGCCUUGGGGAAGCUCAGAACAGUUUUAGAUAAUCGUCACCGGUGUUGGUCGUGAGUUGGAAUCGAACUCGGGUCGCCGGGUUCGUAGCGGAGCGCUAACCAAUACGCUACCGCUCCCCCACAGCCGUAUGCACAAACUCAUACAUACACACGCGCACGCGUACGAAUAUGAAUGCAAGCACAGUCGCAAGCACACAGAUGUGUACAUUGACGUACGAACGUACAGCACAGGCAUGGACAGUCAGCGAGUAGUUGUGAGGAGCGGCAAGGCAGACGAGAGCGUGCCGGACUCAGCACUGCUUGUGUCAUUCACCACAUCGCACCGCACUGGGUACCCAUUUUAGGCCGAGCCAACCUUGUGGGAGGCCCAGGCCAGAUGCGUUUACCGUUGAGCACUCACGGCGGUGUGUGUACGCACGUACGCAUGUUGACGUUCUUUUGUGCCGUACGUAGCCAACCGUGCUAAUCGGAGGUGCGGGGGAAGGACAACAAACUAAACGCAGAAAGCAGUUCUGAAGCAAUGAUUUUGUCAAUCUGGACGAUGAUUAAAGGAGUGCGCGUAGCUCCCAGCGGCUUCCUAAUAUCGGAAGGAAGAACGUUCCAGACGGUAGCCGGGGAGGUCGCUGCGGACGUAGUGCUGCCCGUCAGGCUCGCCACAACUCCUCGACCUGAAACAAACCCCGACACUGUUUUGGAUGGAGCAGGAUUGUAACGGGCGUCUGAUUCAUUUUUUCUCAAAGGAGAGCUGGCAAUGGUACAAAAAGUGGCUUUUGAUUUGAAGCUUUCGUGACUGCAGGAAUCCAUAGUCUUUGGGUCUUUCGCUAAAGUCACGUAGGUAGAAAAAUAUUAGAUCACGACGUUUCGGACGCAAACACAAGCCCAAUGACGGUGACGGACGUCGUGAUCUAUUAUUGUUCUACCUACGUGGCUUUACCGAAAGACCCAAAGAGUAGAAGCAUGUGGAUUGUUUUGUUGCCUCUCCUCCCAUCGCACAGAGUCAAGCGGCAGCCGCUCUGCGAAUGGGUCGCGGGAUGGGGGCCGCGUAGCCACGGCUCACUGCGUUUGCGCCUUGAAAACUGAAAUCAACGCCGGCGUGAGACACAUCGCAAAAGCGUCAAUUGCGACGGUUGUAAUCGAAGCUCUUUCGUCUAAAGCAUGGGUGGGGAACGUCCGGCCCGCGGGCCGUGUAAGACCCACGAAAUAAUUUGGUCUGGCCCUGCCAAGGCAACCGCAGGCGGCACUCGAAAUUCAAUGAAUCUAGGAGCAAACCUGGAAAAGCAGUUGCGCGUAGCAACAUCAUCAAUACCAGCUAACAUCACACGCCUCGCCAAAGAGAAGCAGUUCCAGCCAUCACAUUGGGGGUGAGUUAAUGAAAUGUUUGACCAUAUAUAACAGGUUAAUUUUUUUAAGUUGAUAAUUUUCUAUGGCCAGCAAAUGAUGUUAUAAAUAUCCAAAUGGUCUAAACGAUCGCAGGCGAGGAAAUGUAUCUUGGCAAGAAGUAGUAAUUUCGUCGGAACAAAAAAUUGACGCAACGAGUGGAGCUCGACUGCAAGUUGUGGGGAAAUUGAUUUUCUGCACAUGUAUCUGUCUGGGUGGAUGAAAUGAGAUCUCCGUUGUGGAAAGUUGUCAGUGGUCGCUGUGCGAACAGAGACGCGGCGCUCACCGCUCUGCCAGGUUCAGCGAUUCGGAGUGAACGCUGUGCCGUUUGUCCAUUAAUAUGUUGUCGUCCGUCCGUCCGUCCGUGAAUUCAGCCUUUUAUUCGGCUGCCUCGUGCAGCGGGAAGUCACGGUGGCCACUCCGGUGGCUCUGGCCACCGUGACUUUGUUGGGGAGCCGUGCGGAAAGUGUUGGCAGUCGCGCCAUGCCGAGUUUCGGUACCUGUGGUUAGCAUAAACAUACAUCCAGUGCCGCACGCCUUUCACCUACCGCGAUGUCGAUUAAUUUCCCAUAAGGUCACGACAGCGUCACAACAAUUCCCGAAAGUUGUCUGCGAAUUCACUGCCACCGCCCGUUCUGCCUCCUCCUCCUCCUGCUGCUGCUGCUCAGACAAAUCUCUGACGGUCCACACGGGCGCUCUUGCACAGCGUGCAACGCUUCAAUUUCACCGAGUGAACAAACGACCAGACUGCGUGUGGGUUCUAUGGAUGCGAUAUAAUUUUCCCCGAACGUCGGACGAAAGUUUAUCAUCUACCCCGCCGCGCACGGCGCCGGGCAGCCCAUCGUAGCGGUUGACGUUCAAGUCGCCACCGGGGGGGGGGGGGUCCCUCUCCUCCCCGCCGCGGGCGAUGUCGACGAGUCCAGGCGCUGUCCGUCGCGACCACGACGACUGCGCUCAUCCUGGACGGACACAAAGCUGGGCCAGGCCGCCCUUUAAAAAAAAAAUUGCGAGUGGAAUUUCCACCGCUCGCUACGGGUCUCCGGGGACGAUGAGCGACACCCACCUACCCCGACUCCUCCACCCCGACUCC